Mercenaria mercenaria is the source of this 3330-nucleotide messenger RNA. RefSeq lists its product as uncharacterized. The transcript has 4 exons. The coding region runs from base 77 to 2482 and encodes 801 amino acids. Lineage: Eukaryota; Metazoa; Mollusca; Bivalvia; Venerida; Veneridae. The record is from RefSeq and is a predicted model, not a curated record.
GGCGGACGGACUGGUAAAGUUGGUGGCCGACAUAUCGGAAAGAGAUCGCCGUCGGCGUCGAAAGUAUUGGCGUGAAAUGAAGAAAAAACAACCUACAGUGUCACCAGGACCUUCAGUAGAGCUAGCCUCAAGUUCAAGUCUUACAGAAAAGAAGAAAAUGGGAAGGAAACGGUUCAAACGUGAACGAUCAAAGACAUAUAGAAAGAUGCAGAAAUUAGAGCAAGAACUGAAAGUUCAGAAGAAAAUCAAUGAAAAACUAAGAAAAAGGUUAUAUAGGGCUAAAGAAAAAAACAUUGACCCAAAUUCACCAAGAAUGAAAGUAAAAAUGAUAUUCAAAGGGCCAAAUAGUGCUGAAAAGGCUAGAAAGAUGCUGCUGUUUCAUAAUGUACUACUUGAGAGCAUUAAGAAGAAAUACAGGUUAAACAGGAGUGAAAAGUCAAAGCAAGUAAUCACAAAAGCUGUGCUGUGCAACCGACUGCUAAAGAAAUAUCGUUUGCAGAAGUAUGCCAGAGAGACCUUGGAAAUCACACACAGGAGAAUAAAGGUUGCUGAUCACAAUAUAUCAUUCAUGCGAAAAACGCAGAAAAACGCCCUCGUAGCAAACAUGAAACAGUCUGUUUCUGAGUUUCUGAAUAGAGACGAUAAUAGCAGGGUUAAAGCAGGUAAACGGUCCACAAAAACUCAACAUAAAGUGAAGAAACAAAUACGUUUGUUAAAUGACACUAUGAAAAAUUUGCAUAUGAAAUUCCUUGUAGAAGAAAAGAAAAGCAUGUCCUAUGCCAUGUUUUGCCGUCUCAGGCCAUUUCAUAUACGACCACCAACUGAAAAGGACAGGGAGACUUGCUUAUGUCGCAGACAUGAAAACUUGCAAAUGAAAUCAAGGCGACUUAAGGAAGAGCAUGUGUUGCAAACAGAAAACAUGUCUGAUAUAAUAAAGAAAGUUGUGUGCGAUACAUCCAGUAAAGAUUGCAUGUAUCGCGUAUGCCCUCGCUGUAAAGAUAAGCGGCUAGAUCUCAUACAAGAAUCUGAUGAAAGCAAGAUGGUCAAUUUCUUUGAGCGGAAAACUAAACGUGUCGAGGUAAAAAUGUCCAAUGGUGAAACAAAGAUGACAUCAAUGACUGUCAAAGAAAAGGACACGCUUUCAUUGAAAGUUUUGUGUGACGAGUUUGACAAGGAACUCAGAAACUGUUGUCAACAUGUGUAUAACAUUGAACACCAAUAUAAAGCUAUCCGUGAAUUGAAAGAUAAGCUUACAACACAUGAUGUACUCAUACAUGUUGAUUUUUCGGAGAACCUAACGUGUAGGUACGAGUCCGAAAUACAGUCGGUACAUUUUGGCGCGUCUCAGAGACAACUGUCACUACACACAGGAGUCAUAUACACGGCAUCUCAAACUCAGCCCUUUUGCUCAGUAUCAGACAAUCUUUCUCAUAACCCAACGGGAAUAUGGGCACAUGUUCGACCUGUUCUUAAAAUGAUAAGAGGGCGAUACCCUGAUAAAGUGAAUGUAUUCUUCUUGAGUGACGGCCCCACAACCCAGUAUAAAAACAAAGAAAACUUUUAUAUGAUGUCAUCAGUUCCAUUUGAGUUAGGAUUCAGGUCAGUAAAUUGGAGCUACACUGAAGCAGGUCAUGGAAAGGGCGCUCCUGACGGCGUGGGAGCCGUGGUCAAACGUGCAUCGGACCGACUUGUCAGUCAUGGAACGGAUGUCACGGGAGCACAGCAACUAUGUACACUGUUGAAUACCACCAACCUACACGUACAGAUGUUCUACAUACCAGACGAGCAGUUUUCGGUGUCUACAAACCACAAUCUACAUACUGUUAAAGGAACAUUGAAAAUACACCAGGUGUUUUCGACAUCGAAGCACGUGAUCAGCUAUCGGGACGUAAGCUGCUUUUGCAAGGCGCCAAUGGCAUGCAACUGUUAUUCCCCAACGGUGAACAAAUUUUCAAUAGAUACCGAUUUCCUGCUUCCAUGCUCAAGUACAGAGUCACAGAUGCUACAGCCCACGAUUGACCAGCCUCUGCCGCCCACAAGUGACCAGCCUCUGCCGCCCACAAGUGACAAGCCUCUGCCGCCCACGAGUGACCAGCCCCUGCAGCCCAAAAAAGACCAGCCUCUGCCGCCAACAAGUGACCAGCUUCUGCCACCCACGAGUAACCAGCCUCUGCCAUCCACAAGCGUCUUGUCAGAUAUCACAGUUGAUGACAGCCUUCUCCAUCAGUAUUGUGUGGUGAAGUACGAUAACGUGCCUUAUCCUGGGUUAAUCACGAACGUCGAGUCUAACGGUGACGGUCUUGAAGUCAGUGUAUUACAUAGUGUUGGUGACAGUAGGUUCUUCUGGCCAAGGAUGGAGGAUGUGUGUGUUUAUGCAAUGGAUGAUGUGCUCACGCUGAUUCCGCCUCCCAAGAAAAUCACGCGCCACUACCAGGUGGACAGUGAGAUUUGGAGAAAUGUAAAAGAUCACCUGAACAUUUAAUCCAAUGCAAUUAUGUUACUGUUUGGUUUCAAUUUGUUAAGACGUAUUUGUGUUAAUUACUUUUUUAUCAUACUGUGACAUAUUACGCGCAAACACCAUUUCCAGGACACAAAUUCAAUACCGUGACGCAAACGUCCACUCCAGAAUGCUCAUUCCAUACCGAAACAAUGGUCAAAUCUUAAUUUAGCAUUGCUUUCUAAAUAUAUGCUGUGCUAGAAUUUUUUUCAAUGUGUAUCUGGGCGUGAAAUGUAGCUAUAUAGAGAAACACAUCACACAAAUUUAAAACCAUGUUGAAAUAAAAGAAUUUUAAAAAUCACUUUGAAUGAGACUGUUUCAGUUUGAUAUGAAUAAUAUUGAGUUUUGUUAGUUUUUUAGCUCCAAAUUCGUUUUUUCUUGUAUUCAGUUAAUAUUCUCAUAGGCACUAAUACAUUUCAAGUGAUUUUGGGACAAAAUCUGGUAAAAUUAAAACGUUUUGGCUCAUUUUCAGAACGUCACGGAGUGGAAAAAUUUACAUUGGGUCAAUCUUUCCAAUGUCAUAUUUCAGGUCCUUUACAUCAAUUUUUUCAUGGCCGAUCAUGAUGUGUGCCACUUAAUGUUAUGUGAAUAUAAACCACAAAAAAUCUAUUUGAAUUUGUUAUAUUUUUAUUAUCAGAAUCAGUACAACGAAAGUUAACGCUAGUUGUAGAAUAACCCAGUUACCUCUAAAUUCAAAGAUAAAUUUGUGAAGAGUGAAACUAUUCUUACGUUUAAUUCGUUUGGACAUGGAGAGAGAGAUGCGGCAAACGGAAGGGAAAAACUGGCACCACCAAAUAACAGACUUGCCAGUGUAUUCAUGCUUGCACUGCUAG